AUGGCUGAGAAAAUCGAACAGCCCGAAACCGCCACCAAGCAACAACAGAUCGACGGUAACAUUACCUCGCUUACUGUCGAGGAGCUUUACGACAAGGACAAAUAUGAUCUUUCGACUAUGGAGCUCGAAGAUGUCACCAGCCUUUUGCAAACUACCAAGGAAGGUUUGACCUCUGAUGAAGCUGCACGUCGUAUUGAGAAGUUUGGUCCCAACAAGCUUGUCGAGAAGGAAACCAAUGCCUUCUUGCAGUUCUUGAGCUUCAUGUGGAACCCAUUGUCAUGGGUUAUGGAGGCUGCUGCUAUUGUGUCUAUUGCCGUUGCUAACGGUGAAGGCAAGCCCCCGGAUUAUCCUGAUUUCAUUGGUAUCGUCCUUUUGUUGCUCGCCAACUCUUUGAUUGGUUUCUACGAAGAACGUCAAGCUGGUAAUGCCGUCAAGGCUCUUAUGGAAUCUCUUGCCCCCGAAUGUAAGGUCAAGCGUAACGGCGAAUGGCACACCAUGGAAGCCGCUGAACUUGUUCCCGGUGAUGUUAUUGCUAUCAAGCUUGGUGAUGUUGUUCCUGCCGAUGGUCGUCUUCUUGCCGCUCAUGGUCAGGUGUCCAUUGAUCAAGCUGCUCUUACUGGUGAAUCUUUGCCUGUUGGCAAGGAAUCAGGUGAUGAAAUCUUCUCUGGUUCCACUGUCAAGCAAGGUGAAGCUGAAGCCAUCGUCACUGGUACUGGUCUCAACACCUUCUUUGGUCGUGCUGCUAAGCUUGUUGGCGAAGCUGGUGAUGAUGUUGGUCACUUGCAAACCAUUUUGACCAAGAUCGGUAACUUUUGUCUUUGCACCAUUGGUCUCUUUGUUGUCAUUGAGAUCUUGGUUAUGUAUGCCGCUUUCCGUUACAACUAUCGUCGUGGUAUUGAUAACUUGCUUGUCUUGCUCAUUGGUGGUAUCCCCAUUGCCAUGCCUACUGUGUUGUCCGUCACGUUGGCUAUUGGUGCUAAGCAAUUGGCUGAGCACAAGGCUAUUGUCACACGUAUCACUGCCAUUGAAGAAAUGGCUGCCGUUACCAUCCUUUGCUCUGAUAAGACCGGUACUUUGACCUUGAACAAGCUUAUCGUUGACAAGCCUACCAUCAAGACCUAUGCCGAAUUCAAUGGUGAUGAGGUUAUUCAACUCUCUGCUUUUGCUUGCCGUACCGAAAACCAAGAUGCCAUUGAUUUCUGUAUCGUCAACUCUUUGCCUGAUCCCAAGCUCGCUCGUGAAGGCAUUGAGGAACUUGAAUUCAAGCCCUUCAACCCCGUCAUCAAGCGUACUGAAAUCACCUACCGUGUCAAGGAAGAUGGCUCUGUUCGCCGUGUCACCAAGGGUAUGUCCCACACCAUUUUGGAUCUUUGCACUCGUGACAAGACCGAGGAGCAAAUCAAGGCUCUUAACGAUGAUGUCGAUGAAUUUGCUCGUCGUGGUCUUCGUGCUUUGGCUGUUGCUGUUGAUGAAGUUCCCUCUGGUGAAGUUGAAGGUGAAGGCAAGGGCAUGCGUCUCAUUGGUUUGCUUCCCAUCUAUGAUCCUCCUCGCUCUGAUACCAAGGAAACCAUUGAUCGCUCUAUUGCUCUUGGUGUCCAAGUUAAGAUGAUCACUGGUGAUCAACUCGCUAUUGGCAAGGAAACUGGUCGUCGUCUUGGUAUGGGUGACAACAUGUUCUUGUCCAAGACUCUUAAGGAUGGCCCUCCCCCUGGCUCUGGUUACACUAGCAUUGACGACAUGGUUCUCCAAGCUGAUGGUUUUGCUGGUGUGUACCCUGAACACAAGUACGAGAUUGUCGAACGCCUUCAAAACCUUGGUCACAUGACUGCCAUGACUGGUGAUGGUGUUAACGAUGCCCCUGCUCUUUCCAAGGCCAACGUUGGUGUCGCUGUUGCUGAUGCUUCCGAUGCUGCUCGUUCUGCUGCCGAUAUUGUGUUGACUGAGCCUGGUCUUUCCGUCAUUGUUGAAGCUAUUAUUGGUUCUCGUCAAAUUUUCCAACGUAUGCGCAACUAUGCCAUCUAUGCAUGCUCUAUCACCAUUCGUGUUGUCAUUGGUUUCGCUAUUCUUUGCUUUGCCUUCCAACAUGACUUCCCUCCUUUCCCUGUUCUUAUCAUUGCCGUGCUCAACGAUGGUACCAUUAUGACCAUUUCCACCGAUCGUGUCAAGCCUUCUCCUUAUCCUGAUGCCUGGAACCUUAAGGAAAUUUUCAUGUACGCCAUUGUCUACGGCUUGUACCAAGCUGCCUCUACUCUUGCUUUUGCCAAGGUUGCUUUCCACACCACUUUCUUCAACGACAAGUUCGGUGUUGAGCUUCCUGCUGAUGUCAAUGACCACAUUUACCACUCGAUCAUUUACCUUCAAGUUUCCAUCAUGUCUCAAGCUUUGAUUUUCAUCACUCGUUCCCGCAGCUGGUUCUUCAUGGAGCGUCCUUCCGUUUACUUGAUGUGUGCUUUCGUCAUUGCUCAAUUGGUCGCCACUUUCAUUGCUGUGUAUGCCAACUGGGGCUUCACUUACAUGCGUGGCUGUGGUUGGGAUUGGGCCGGUAUUGUCUGGAUCUGGAACUUCAUCUGGUUCCUUCCUAUGGACUUCUGUAAGUUCGCUAUGCAAUACUUCUUCACUCCCAAGAACACCCUCAAGGAAAACAAGACCCCUAUGGCUGGUACCUCCUCUCGUCGUGCUUCCGCUGUCUCUGGCUCUGGCUCUGGUCGUUACUAUGCCAACCGCACCAAGUCGCUCAAGUCUCUCGAGCGUCCUCGCAACUUUGGUUCUCGUCUCUUGAACAUGAACAAGAAGAUGAGCAUGGACCAAAAGGAGAUGCGUCGUUUCUCUUCUGCUCAGACCAACCAAGCCGCUCAGGUCUUGAACAGCUCCUAA
Molecule: messenger RNA, 2874 nt
Organism: Lichtheimia ornata
Lineage: Eukaryota; Fungi; Mucoromycota; Mucoromycetes; Mucorales; Lichtheimiaceae
Product: plasma-membrane proton-efflux P-type ATPase
Exons: 4
Coding region: 1-2874 (957 amino acids)
Biological process (GO): regulation of intracellular pH; proton export across plasma membrane
Cellular component (GO): plasma membrane
Molecular function (GO): ATP binding; P-type proton-exporting transporter activity; ATP hydrolysis activity
Source: RefSeq, a predicted model, not a curated record